CUCAGCGGAGAAAACGUGGAGAGACGCAGCGCAGCAACACCCAAUUUUAAUUAAAUUCAAUUCAAUGAAUUCAUCUUCGAAGAUGAUUCCAAUGCCGUCUCUGGACGGCAGCCUCUUGGCCCUUUCCUUCUCAAUCCCCUCCAUGCUGAUGCAUUCCCUCAACCACCACCACCACCACCCUGCUCCUCCUCGUUGCCAUCGCCAUGGGCUGCGUCCUUGCGAAGCCCUCCAUGAGUUCCCCCCAGCGAGGAAUCGAGAAGAUGAAGGUAGACAAUGGGUAUGUUGGUGGAGGUGGGAGGAGGGCUUUGCCAUCACGGCCGCAUGGAGGAGAGGAGAGGGAAGGGAAUGGACCCUCGCAUAGGAUCUAUCCGCCGCCGCAACCAACGCCCAUGCCCAUGCCCAUGCCCGAUGCCGAUGCCAGUUAGGCAGGUUGCGGGUGGAGAUGUUGAUGAUUUGGUUGAUGGAUGGCCGCGCUGGUUGGUCAAUAAUGUCCCUAAGGAUGUUCUUGCUGGAUUUGUUCCCAAGAGUGCUGAUUCCUAUGAUAAGCUCGCUAAGGUUGGCCAAGGUACAUAUAGCAAUGUGUAUAAAGCACGGGAUCGUGACACUGGAAAGAUAGUUGCCUUGAAGAAGGUUCGCUUUGAUACAUCAGAAUCUGAGAGUGUAAGAUUUAUGGCAAGAGAAAUCAUGAUACUGCAGAAACUAGAUCACCCCAAUGUCAUAAAGCUUGAAGGGCUUGCCACUUCAAGAAUGCAGUAUAGCCUUUACUUGGUCUUUGAUUUCAUGCAGACAGACUUGGCUAGAGUCAUCUCUCGUCCUGAUGGAAGGCUCACUGAACCACAGAUUAAGUGUUACAUGAUGCAGCUGUUGUCAGGCCUGCAACAUUGCCAUGAGAAUGGUAUCUUACAUCGAGACAUUAAAGGAUCAAACUUGCUGAUUGACAAACAGGGAAUGCUGAAAAUUGCUGAUUUUGGCCUUGCAAAUUAUUUUAAUCCCAACAAAAAGCGUCCUCUUACAAGCAGAGUGGUGACACUCUGGUAUAGAGCACCAGAACUGCUCUUGGGUACCACAGAUUAUGGCGUUGGUAUUGACCUCUGGAGUGCAGGUUGCCUUCUUGCUGAAAUGUUUGCAGGGCGGCCAAUCAUGCCUGGAAGGACUGAAGUUGAGCAGCUUCAUAGGAUAUUUAAGCUGUGUGGAUCCCCGUCAGAGGAUUACUGGAGAAAACUGAAACUCUCUUCAAGUUUUAGACCUGUGCAACCUUAUAAAUCAAGUAUUUCAGAGGCUUUCAAAGAUUUCCCCUCAUCUUCUUUGGGUUUGUUGACAAUGCUUCUUGCAUUGGAUCCCUCAUAUCGUGGUAGUGCAGCUUCUGCUCUCCAGAAUGAAUUCUUUAGCAUGAGUCCUUUGGCUUGUGACCUUUCUGGUCUGCCUGAAAUUUACAAAGAGGAAAAUGAUGAACCAGGUCAACUACAUGAAAGAAGAAGGCGCAAGGGUGGCAAAUUAAACCGACGGUCUCGUACAUCAAAAGAAGGAAAAAGAAAAACAGAGACCACUAUGGUCCAACCAAAAGGAGAUUCCAGAUCUUCCAAGGAGGAAAAGGUUGCAGAUCCUGGUAGAUCUAGUGAUGAUUUUGGCAGUACCACAGGAAGCACUUCAUCUGGUGUAAAACCAAGGAACCAUUCUGUGAGCCCACCUGAAACUGAAUCAAUGGUAAUAUCAUCUCUCCGUGAAAGACAACGCAGAACAGAGGGUCAUCCUUUGGCCACUAAGAACAUUAAGAAUUUACCUCCAGUAACAAUCACUGAAAUAACUGAUCUGGAUGAUGAUAAAAGCAUUGAGAAGAUUCGUCAUUAUGGUCUUGAUAAGAGGUCUGCCUCAAUGUCAAUUUAUCGUAGAGUAGAUGAUAUACAUAUACCAAAACCUUCCGUUUUUGUUGAUUAAAACCAAGGACAGGGUUCAUUUGUGUU
Molecule: messenger RNA, 1961 nt
Organism: Dioscorea cayenensis subsp. rotundata (Guinea yam)
Lineage: Eukaryota; Viridiplantae; Streptophyta; Magnoliopsida; Dioscoreales; Dioscoreaceae
Product: probable serine/threonine-protein kinase At1g54610
Exons: 7
Coding region: 274-1935 (553 amino acids)
Biological process (GO): positive regulation of transcription elongation by RNA polymerase II; protein phosphorylation
Cellular component (GO): nucleus; cyclin-dependent protein kinase holoenzyme complex
Molecular function (GO): cyclin-dependent protein serine/threonine kinase activity; ATP binding; RNA polymerase II CTD heptapeptide repeat kinase activity
Source: RefSeq, a predicted model, not a curated record